CACUCUAUUGGGCACAGAAGCCGAAAGACAGAAGCGAAAGAGAAAGACAGAAAAUAAAGGAACGAGAUGAGGUUGCUAACUCACAACAUGUUGUCGUCAAACAUCAAGGGGGUAACUAACGGCUUCCCUCUUAGGAUCGAAGUGGAGAAAGUGGUGGAGAAGCAAGUCGAGAUCAACCACGAUUUCCUCAUGAACAUAUUUCCGAAGAUCGAUUGGAAAGCGUUUUUCGACGCUUCGAGAGUCAUGGGCUACGUCGAGCUUCCCGAGGAGGCACCUGAGCCGUCGGUGUUAGAAUCGGACCUGGAGUUCUUGAGAAAGUUCCAUCAUGCACUCUUGGAGCUUCAUCUUGAGGAAGGUGCCCUUGUUUGCCCCGAGACGGGCAGAAAGUUUCCGGUUAACAAGGGAAUUCCUAACAUGCUUCUACAUGAGGAUGAGGUUUGAGAAAUGGUUCCCGAUACGGCUGCCUACUGCCCAUGUGGGGGUUUUCCUUAGGGUUUUUAUUUUUCUUUUCUUUUCUUUGUUUCUCUGUUUAGUCUUUCUUUGGGGAUAAUGUGUUGUUUGUUUAACUAUAGGAUUGAAGAUUGAUUCGAAAAAAUGAGCGUUCUAUCCAUGAUUGAUGACUACUAGCAAUGAGGUUAGAAGCUGUUAAAAAAAUUUGUUAUCGCUCCCAUGUCUUUUUCAGAUGAAUUUGUAGAGGUUGGAAAUUGUUGGAAAAUGAAAAUUGAACGCCAGACAGAAAUUAUUUACUAA
Theobroma umbraticum is the source of this 750-nucleotide messenger RNA. RefSeq names its product multifunctional methyltransferase subunit TRM112 homolog A-like. NCBI's taxonomy places the organism in Eukaryota, Viridiplantae, Streptophyta, Magnoliopsida, Malvales, Malvaceae. The record is from RefSeq and is a predicted model, not a curated record. Gene Ontology annotation, molecular function: protein heterodimerization activity. Gene Ontology annotation, biological process: rRNA (guanine-N7)-methylation; tRNA methylation; peptidyl-glutamine methylation.